Messenger RNA from Geodia barretti, 1256 nucleotides. The record is from the annotation of a GenBank genome assembly. Lineage: Eukaryota; Metazoa; Porifera; Demospongiae; Tetractinellida; Geodiidae.
CUCCUCCUCUCCUCCUCUCCUUUCUCUCCUGUCUGAUCUCAGGUGUGUACGAUCGGCUCUCUACUGGUUGACUUCAGUCCUGAGGAAAAGCCACGCAUCGUCUCCUGGUUCUUCAUCAUCAGAGAGAGUCAGGAGUUCAUCCCCCGCAACUCUCUGGCCGGAUUUGUGGACGACAAGGGUCUGACAAUGAACAUCACCAACCUGGGUCUUCUUCCAGCUGUCCACGCUCUGCUCUCAAGAGCUGGAAUGGUGGACACCGCACUCCAGGAGACACUACCUGCCUGCAGUGCCACACCCACCACAGCAUCUCUAACAAACCAGUGGGUAGACCAGCUGACAGUACUCAGCCAUCAGAUGGCAGGUAGGAGGACGCCAUCUGUGAGGGAAAGACACUUCGUUGACUGUACCUCUCUCUCUCUGCAGUGCCGAUUACAGUCACUGCAGGUUGUGUCCACCCCUCCUCCUCUUCACUCGCUCCCUCCCUGCUCUGUAACUCUCACCCCUUGCCAGGAGAAACCCCCCAGGCAGCCCUCUCCUCUCUCCUCCUCCUCUUCCUCCUCCUCGUCCAAGAAGAUGAAGCCUCCGCAGCAUAGCCCAGCCUCUCGGAGCCAGUUUAUCAUGGUCGCUGCCGAGGCAACCACCCUGCUCCAGGCUGCAGACGAUCUGGUGCCAGGGUUGGACGAGCGGAUGAUAAUGAGAGUUGACAACACAUUGCCUGCCCCCGGAGGACCCUCCUCUUCUUCCCCGGCUCACUACGGCUCCUCGGACAGCUCCUGUGAGACCACACCCACUGCCCCACCCACCUGUGUUCCAGACCCCGCGUUCCUGUCAGCCACUCUGGUCCCUCCCUCCCUCACUUCCUGGACGCCCCCUGACCUCUCGCUACCCUCCACCUCUUCCAUUCACCCCAGUCCGGCACUCACCAGUGCUAAAUAGAGCCCACCAUCACACACACACACACUGUCUCACAGCAUAUUAUACUCUGAGACUGCAGUUUUUGAUUUGUUCUGGCAACUUUUUACAUUGGACAGUCAUCAUCAGUAAAGAAAUCAUGCUCACACUUGUUCAGUCUCCCCCUCUCUCUCUCUCUCUCUCUCUCUCUCUCCCUCCCUCUCUCUUCCUCCAUUUCUUCUGCCAAAGAAAUAGCGUCAACUCAUGUCUUGCGUUCUGUGAUGUGUACUUGUUGUAUCGCUAUAAGUCAUUAUUUAUAUACCUUUUUAAUAUUGAAUGUUUGAAGUAAUGAUGAUGGACCCGCC